UGUUGCAUUUUUUAAAUCAAAGUAUGUAAUAAUAUUUUAAGAAGUUUAUAAAAAAAAUCAAAUAUAAAAUUUAAAAAUAUUUUGUACAAGAUGCUUUUCUAUAUUAAAUAAAAUAUAAAUUUAAAUAUCAAUCGGCGAAUUUGUAGAAAUUUGUGAAACAAGUUUCUAGCAAUAUAUUUUGUAAAUAUUAUGUAUGUGCCUUUGAACCAUUUUUAGCAAUACAGGAAGUUUGUCUGUUUCAAAAGCGAAAGACUUCAAUGCUAAAAAUAUGGUAAAAAACUUGGGACUAAUUUUCAAUCAAAUAAUUUUCCGUAGUGUUUAUAAAAUUAAUAAUAUAAACGAUAACUUAAAAAAUAUACAAAAGAGAGAUAACAAUGAAAGAAUUUUUACCACUUUGUGAUGUCCUUUUUAAUGUUAUCUCUUUAGCUGGCUAUUUUUGCAAUAUUGUAUUUGAUAUAGUUCUUGGAUAUGCUUUGUUUGAAAAAGGACGGAAUGGAUAUUUUAGUAUUAUAUUAUGCUUUGUUAUUAUUUCACUAAUAAUAUCUCAGGUUAUAUCGUUUCGAUGGUAUUUAAGAGAUUUAAAUCGUUUAAAUAUCACAUCGAAUGAACAGUUAGAAGAAAUAAAUAAAAAAGAACAUAUUAAAAUAAAUUUUAGUAUUUCGAAUAGUAAUAUUAAACAUUGGGUUAUCAUAUGUAUUCACUGUAUGCAGUUAGGUGUAUUAUGGAGAUACGCUAAAUUAUUUAUACCUGUUGAUUUAAGACGUGUUAAGCACGAAGUAAGAGAUUUGUGUAUAUUAAGAUUAAUCCAUGGCUUCUGUGAAGCGGCUCCAAUGCUGUUGUUGCAAUUAUAUUUAUUAAUAACAAUUCAAAAUGAUAGUAAAUUUUUAUUUAAAAAUAACCAAGAUGUUAAAUUAAAAAGUUUACUUUUAAACAAUGGGCAAUCUCUUGCCGGUUCUAGCAUUGUUGGAAUUGUGUCACAUCAACCUUCGGAAAUUCAGCUACAAAGCGAAAAAACUUUUAAAGAUUUGAAUUUUGUUGCAAUAGUGUUAUCCUUGUUUAGUGUUUGUUGGGCAUUGGCAAGUUUUAGUAAGAACGUUAGAUUGCAAAAAGUUCAUCGAUUGGUACUGACUUGGCUCGGUGUCAUAUUUCAAUUCCUGUGGCGCUUGGGAACCGUAAUAUCAAGGAUUGGGUCACUUACUGUUUACGCUUCAGUUUAUAAGUAUUGGAUUUUCCUAGUUAUUAUCCUGCAUUGGCUUUCGAUGUUUCUUUGGUUAAUAUCACCAAAAAAUGUUUUUCAUGGAGAACGCAUAUCAAAAAUUCGAAAAACAAUGUUAUCUGCUUUAAUAGCGAUUAUUUAUAUUUUUGAGUAUAUUAAUUUGCAAGAAGUGAAUCAUCGCCAAAAGAUGUUCAUAUUUUACAUGGUUAUGCUUUUAGAAAAUACUCUACUUGUUUGCUUAUGGGUAAUAGGUGUGUCAUCUGAACAAUCAGAAAGAUGGUAUUUAUUACCAUGUAUAAUUUUUGGCUCAUUUGUAUUGGGAAUAUUGUUCAUGGUGAUUUAUUAUAGGUUUUUUCAUGUUAGGAGAUUAAAUUGGGAGGCAGGCGGUCGCUACUCUAGCGAGAAUAAAAAUAAAUCUGAAAACGAUUUAAACGACAAAGCUCAUUUACAAAUUCAGAAUCAACCUCAAAUAGCUGGAGUAUUCAACUGCCGCUUUUCUAAUCCAGUUGGAAACGCAACAAAACGAAAGAAAAAAAAGCCAACGACUUUUGUUCCCCCACCAAAUUUAAGUUACCCGACCCAACUAAAGACUGAAAAUAAUAUAUCAACACCUAUGGCAAUUCCAUUUUGGAAGAGGCCGUUGCGUUCUAAUGGUGGAUCAAGCGAAAAUGAAGGAAGUGUUGGUUCCUCUCGGGUUAAUAUUCAUCAGAAAUUGCAAGAAAAAAAACUAAAACAAUUAGCAGAAUUGAAAAUAAUUGAAGAAGAAAUAAAACAGGGAAAAUUAAAUGGUCCUGCAACAAAUACCUUAAGUUCUAACGACGAAAGAUCUUCCUUACCAAGACAACCGAUUCCUAGAAUGAAAAAACAUAUUAACAUUGACCAUCUUGCUUCAAACUUUAAAGGUGGUUGGGAUGAAUCGUCAAUUUUUUUAAUGAUGGACAAAAGUUUAAGUGACAUAGAUGAAUUGAAUAACUUAAAUAAGUUUUCAGCUACUCAGUAUGAAGAGGUGUAUUCCCAAUUUGCGCUAAAUGGAUUAAUAACUUCACCAAUUGAAUCGAAAAAUAUGUCACCAAUAUCAUCAAUUACAGAAAGCACUUCCUUGUCAAGACAACAACAAUCACACCAGCAGUUGGAACAGCAACAGCAACCGAUGCAACAACAUCAACAUAAUUCAUCCCAAGCUCAAACUAGCCAACCACAAAGGCAAAAAUUGAAAAUUCCACAUAAUAUUUCGCGAAAUCACUUCUCAUCAAUUUUGAAUUCUAAUAACCAAAGUAUAGACCACACAUCAUCAAAUUCAACUAGACCAUUUGAACAAAAUAAUUUCCUCGAGAUAAAUCAUAAUCGCCAAAUGUCAAAUCCUACAUAUAAUUCCAAUGUUGAACAUAAUAUUACAAACAAUUGUAAUGAAAGACUACCGUAUUCUUAUAAUGUUGUUCCUCCACCGCGAUCUAAAUUGGAUAGUAGAAAUUUGUUAAAGUUUCAGCAUCAUUCGCAACACAUAAUUCAACAACGACAACAAGAUUUUGUUAACAAAUUUAAUCAAUUAAAACAAAGAUCUAAAACUCCAGAAGUUUUGUUGGCGCCCCACUAUUUAGAUGACUCCAGAAUUUAUUAUGAUUGGAUUGCUAGGGAAUGCUCUAAUGGAGGCAAUAUUAGUAGUCCUGACGAAAAUUUAGAUGAUGGUGACGACAAAACUCAUCGUGUGCCUUCUGAUAUCGACAGUCAGGUUUCUCUUCCAAGGUCAUAUACUCUGCCUCGAGAAUUUAAAUAUUAUAGAAGAAAUAAAGGUCAUAACUUUGUUACAAGCACAAAUAGUAGUGAUGGAGACGUAGAUAGUGGGGAUGAUAAUGAAUCUGAACUUAAUUCUGAUAAUUCUCAUAUCGUUUAUCAUCAACAACGACAAUUAAAAUCACGAAUAAAGACAGCGAAUCAAAUUAAUUAUAACAAUCAAAUUCCAGUACAUAAUCAAUACCAUCGUGGUUUGCCGAGGGCGCCAAUGUCAUAUCGGCGACACGAAACUAAGCUAUAGGUUGAUUUUGAGUUUUGUUUUAGCUUAUUUUCGGUCUUUACUUAAUUAAAAUUUAAAUUUUUCUAAUAUUUAUUUAAGUAUUUAUAUAUGCAAUGGAAACUCAAAGAUUAAGCUAUGCAAAUUUAUAAUAAAAAGAAAAGAACGUUACAAUA
Messenger RNA from Condylostylus longicornis, 3400 nucleotides. RefSeq lists its product as uncharacterized. The record is from RefSeq and is a predicted model, not a curated record. The transcript has 8 exons. Gene Ontology annotation, biological process: engulfment of apoptotic cell; apoptotic process involved in development; phosphatidylserine exposure on apoptotic cell surface. Lineage: Eukaryota; Metazoa; Arthropoda; Insecta; Diptera; Dolichopodidae. Bases 375 to 3248 code for a protein of 957 amino acids. Gene Ontology annotation, cellular component: plasma membrane.